CGGUACAGUACGGUACUCGUGCUGUAAGCACCGUAUUAGUAGCGGGUUAUUGAGAAAUCGUUGUUGACAACAAAAUAAUGGAUGCAGUUGCCAUUUUGGGUAGAAAGCGACCCUUCCUCUAUUUUCAAAGUUUAGUUUCCCGCAGUGAUUUAUGAUCUGUAAACAACAACCAGAAGCAGGGGUACCAAUCAAAAGCGUGGUUGAAUUUGAUUGAUUGAUUUGAGGAACGAUCGAGAACGAGCUCAUUCUUUGCAUGCAUUCCGUCCCCUCCUGACUCUGCUAUAUUUAGCCAUUUGUCGAAUCCAUACGGUAUUUAUUGAGUCUGUCACUUGAGAUUUUGCUUUGCUUCUUUCGCGAUAUACCAUUACCAUAUCGACCUCUAGCGGAUCUCAACGACCGUGUAAAGGAAUCGAAUCGAAACGAGUCGACAGGGAUUGAGGAGUUUCGGGUUGGAUUAGACCCGCAUCCACCAGGGAACGGAAGAUGGACGAUACGAGAAAGAAGAGCGACGAGUCCCCCAACAAUGGUACCAAUGAAAACAAUAACAGUGCCACUGGCAGCAGAGCAAGAACGAGACACAACCACGACGAUCUUCCGCCAUCUCCCACCAAAACACUGACCUCAGCAAAAUCAGCAUCGAUAGGCACUGCCUCUCUUCGUUCAUUAAAAUCUCGGAGUGUGGCUUCGCCGUACAUGAAAUCGUGGGAAUUAUUGAACAAGAACACGCAGGAAGAUGGCCCGUUUCACGACAAUAAAGACGUUUGCAAGAAGAUCCACCGAAACCAGACCCUCUCCUGGAAAAACAGGGAGAAUCAUCGCGGUGCUGCCCUCAAGCCAGCCAGCGACUCUCUUUUGACGACGAUGAGGUCAGACUUUUCGUCUCCGCCACAACCGACUAAUGGAUUUCUUUCUACUGCAGCGUCAUUAAAAACCACAGGAGCGGCGUCUGCUUCCGGAGUAUCUUCUAAGACCUCAUCGAUUUACGGAACCGAGAACACCCGGCGAAGUCUAGAGGACGAUGAUCCCUCUGAUUCCAUGGCUAAUAUAUUGGAUCACCUGACGUUGUCGGGGGGGAACUCUUCGACACAUGCGUCCGUUGAUGCCUUCGAUAUGAGGAUGGCUUCGGGAAUGGGAAAAAUGAUUUGGCCCCCGGGGAUGAAAAACACCUCCAGCCUGGAUCGGUAUAGCAACACCAGUCCGAAUGCGUUCUCACCAAGAAACACAUUCCAUCUGCCCAAUCACCAACGCUUUGCGUCAUACAAUGACACACGAACGGAAUCGUAUCUGGACCAUGCUCCUACUUCAAUGACUCGCAACUCUUCGCUGAGAUUACAACCACACCAACGAUCGCAGUCUUCGUCGUAUUAUCAGUUUCCCACACCGAAUGAGUUUAGUCCCGGCGCCGGUGAGGACGAGCGGGAUUCGAACCAUUCCCACCAAGCACAAAGAAAGUCGGGGUCGAAAGCGAAACCAAAAAAUGAUGAGGAUUACAAUUACAACGACCAUAUUGUCAACGGUACGAGAAACAUUGAUUCCAUUCUCAAAACGAUCAUCAAUCACAGCGACGAAGACCAGAACGGGGACGACGAUGACGAUGACGACGACGACGGUGUUGUUCACCGCACACCACAUGCCGCGGCUGCAACAAAACCAGACGACUUCAUGCGGUCCGCAAAGAGCCGUCUGAAAGUUCUCAUGUCGGCGCUCGUGGCGUCGGCGGUGUCGAGAACCGACGCCUACGAAAUAAACGACACCCACGUGCGAAACCUCAUGGACUCUUGCAAACAAGACCAGGAAACGCUGCAGGGAGAACUGCGAAAAGUAUUGGAAGAAGACGCUGAUGCCACGGGCCGCAUACAAGAGCUCUUCGAACUCAACGAAGAGAUUUUGGCAGCAAUGGAAGCGGGAAAGGAUGCGCUGCAGCGCGAGAUGGAACGAUCCAACCGGAAAAAGGCCGCGGAAGGCCUUACCAUAUCUCUAUUGGAAGAGAACAGAGACGUCUUUAGUUUAAUUUGCAUGCUGCGAGCUUCGUAUGAAAAACGAAAGCAGGCGGCUCUAGCCCUAAUGAAAUUUGCAAAGGACGACCAGGUACUGAGGGACGAGAUCAUAUCGUCCGGGGGCAUCCAUUCCUUUCUGACGUUGUUUCAGCAGACCAGGGGCAUGACCCGCGAGCUUAAAGUGGUCGCGAGCUUGGCUGUUGCGUAUGUGCUGCCGUCAUAUGUUGUAUCUUGUCAAACUACACCUUCAAUCGGACUCAAACUCGUAAAAUGCCUUCAUUAUCUGGCCACGUCAAUAUCGGUGUCUCCUAGCGGGCAAGUCAUCACAAAAGAAGAGAUGUGCAAGGCGGCUUCUGUUGGUGUGAAUCUUUUGUGGGUGAAUUCUAUCCAGCCUUUAAUUGCAAUAGAGAAAGUAAAGAACGAGUUCAGCUCGUCCCCUCCGUCCCUUCGUCCCGGAAAAUCAGUUCGCUACGGACGACUUCGAUCCAGAACAGGGUGAGUUUGGUGGUAAAAAAUGCCUAUUUUGCUCGUGGCUGAGGCUUGUUCUCUCACUCACACACUUUUUCCUCGUUUCUGAACUGCAUUGGCAUACUGCACACAGUGGCGGGGKUUUUGAUCAAGGGCACGAGUCGAUACAAGUGCAAGAACUUACAGAGCUGGCCGUUACACUGAUAGCUCACCUAGCCAAACUGACAGAAUCAGGAGAAGUGAGAAUCGAUACUGGAUACAACAUUGUCGAGCAGGUGUGUGAGGUUGACGAAGCGAGGCCAAUUGCAGUGCGUGAGGGCUUGCUUGCUAUAUUUGUGGAAUGGAUUCGAUCGGGGGUAAUCGAUAAAGUGAGACCAGCCGCUUCGGCGUUGCGCUAUCUAAUUGCAAUCCAGGACAAGUACAUGGCAGGUUGGAUUCAUUCACAGGUCGUGAACGAAGGAGCCGUCAACGAGAUUGUGAAACUUCUAAAUGAAUCCGUUGGCCAAGAUGUUCGUCUUGCGGUCACAGAAAUGCUGUCGUACCUUUGUGUCGCACCGCAUACGAGGGCUGCGGUCGUUGACUCCAAUGGAGUGAACUAUCUUGUUUCUCUUCUAUUUGAGCACUCUGCACCCGAUAUGGAAGACAUAGUUUUGUUUGCAUGUACUGCACUACUACAACUUGCCGCCGGUGCUAUCACUGGAGCAAGCCCACAGUAUAGUGACAACAUAUCGAAACACACGCAUGUCGUCAAGUAAGUACAGAUGAAUUUCAAUGUACUUGCAUAGAAGUACACAAGUUUGGUGAUUCUAACUCACCCUUAAUCAUCAUCUUUCUAUCGAUAUCAUCAGUGACAUCAUAAAUGGCUGUGCGCACGGAUCAUUUGUACAGAUCGCUCUCGAACACGAGGGGAAACUCAGAUCGAUUUCUGUAGAAGCGUUGAGAGUUCUAAGCGAAGACACCGACUCAUAUCGUCAGACUCGAUCACAGCUCUGCAGUGUAGGCGCCACGGAAACGCUUGGAUUGACAAUCAAAGAGAACGCAUCAAUCAUCGAGCUUUUAUCGAACUCUGAUGGUUCGCACAGAUACAUAACAAAUGCACCCAUCGGAGACUUAGCGAAUGAAGGUACGCAAGUAACAAUGGUGAAAGACAUUUAUAGAGCUCUUCGUGCCUUGGCAAACAUAUUGGAGCCACAGAGAGAGUCGAAAAAAUCAAAAAAUAUGUUACGAAUGGAUCCUGAUAUAAAACCUAAUGAGCUUCUUGUGAAAGGUUGUCUUGACCUUGCAUCGAGUGGUGGCCUUCCAGGGAUCCUACAGGUAUCCGCCUUGUCGAUAACUCCCUCUUUUCUCGAGAACAGCAAAAUGAUUACACUCGAUCGAAUAGAUCUUGUUGAAGAGUCUUGCCGGUUCCUAGCAAAUUUAUCUCCUCUGCUUUUGUCGGAAACUGCAGCACCGGGUGUGGCUAACUGGGCGAUUGAUGUCUUUGAAGCCUUAGACGGUAUUCUCAAUCGGACAAACGAAGGGGAUGGCAAUAUCGUGUCAAAUAUUUUAACUGAGUUACAAAUUGAUGCUCUCUUGGGAAUUGGGGCUCUCGCCGUCUAUGAGCCACUCAAAAUCAGAAUUGUAAAUCAAAUGUUGCCGAAACUGCUGCUGUUCAAGAAUAUGGGAGAAGAGCGGAUUGACAUUGCAACAGCUGCGAAUCAAGUAUUGCUCUCGAUGGGAUUUAUUGAAGACGAAAUCACGGUUCAAGUAGCUGGUAACAACCCGCAGUUUCUCGUCGAUUUGUUUUGUUUGCAGCGGGCCCUACUCCUACAAGCGAUGGCGCGUGCUGAGAUUCGGACAAAGGUUUUAGAGUUGUGGGAAUUACCUCUCAGUGAGACGGAUCGCAAAUCUCAAACCCAAUUAGAGUCAUAUAGUAGCGACGAAAGGAGCAUGGAUUCGCGAGAUGAUCCAGUUUCUAAGGAUCUGUUUGAGAGUUUCACAAGCGACUAUGAUUCACGCGACGCAAGGGUCAAAUUCCUUCGCCAAUAUCUUGACGUCUAUGAAUCUAGUAAUAGACUAAGGAAUUAUGGCACACACAGUGCUGAGCAGACAUCCGAUGAGGGCAAAAAUAUGAUGGCUUCCCACGUAUUUCCCCUCAAUGAUGCCCGAGAAGAAAAGGAUUGGGUUCUUAGUCAUUAUCAUGCAAUGGAGGCAAGCAACGAGUCGCAGAAGUUUAGCAUUUCCGGAAAUAUUCCGCAACGCGUGGAAAAACUUCUUGAUUCCUGCUUCCCAUCAAAGAUUCUGCGGAACUAUAUUGUACCUAUCAACGAUUUUCUCCCUUCGUCAAGCUUUAAUUUUCGGGCCUUUAUGAUGCCAAAAAGAAGAUAUUUCUCUUUCAGGCGAGAGGGUGAGCUUUUGGCUCGUCUUCGUGACAAACAUGGAUCUGGAAUUGAUUCCAACGAUGUUCACUGGACACUGGGAUUCACAAACAGCACAUUUGCUGGUGAAUUUGUAGAAUCUCUUGUUCAGACAUUGUACAAGCACCCUAUGAUCACGGGGCUUUCUUUCGUUAGAAAUUCGGAAUGGAUGGCGAUGCGAGAUGCUGAAAAACAAAAAGAUGCAGACGACGGUGGCGGGCUACUCGCUAAUCUUACUGGGUCUCUUCCGCCCUGGGUUUCGCAUUUGACGUUUGACAACAUGCUAAAUGAUCGUGAUUUGAGGGCACUAGUUGCAAUUCUAGAUACGAUUGGAAAAUUAUCAUCAGGGCAAGAAUUUGAUGAUGAGAUAUCACAAGUGUCAACGCAAGGAAAUUUUAUCUGCAUGAGCAUUCGGAAUUCACUGCAAAUAAAAAGUGACUCUUGGAAAUCCUUCUUUCAGUUGCUGGGUGGAAUGGGACACAUACAACGGAAUCCUAUGUCAGCGCCACUAUCGACCUUGAAAAUUUUGGAUCUUUCUGGUAAUAACCUCGGGGAUGAGGUAGCUGCCAUGGUGCUCGAACUUGUUCAUGAUAAGUAUUCUGGAUGCAGUAUAGAGCAGCUAGAUUUGACAGGAAAUCAAAUUGGAGAAGGAACGAAUGUCGCACGAGUUUUAAGGGCUUACACUGAAUACUACCGAUACAACCAUAAAACGGGAGUGAAAAUGAUGCGUAACAGUUGGCAGUCGUCGUUACACACGCUGAUUCUCGCCAAUAACGAUUUGUCCUCAGGACAUGCUGUUCUGGAAAUUUUUGCCCUCCUUAAACACGAUGCUCUUUGUCUGCGAUAUUUGGAUAUUUCCGAGAAUGGCCUAGAAAGCGACUCCUAUCAGUUACUGGCAUCGUGUCUUCUGAAGAAUACAUCACUACGACACUUGAAUCUAUCCGGCAAUAGAUUCAACACUACUCUCAUUGAUCUCCUUCUUGACGAACUCAAUGGUAGAGAUGCUGAAAGCAGCUUAUUGUUCCUUCUCUUUCAGAAUAAUUGUCCACCGUUGACUUCGUAUCAAAAUGAAAAAAUUGCUGAUUUUCUACGGAAAUCUCGGAAGAAUGGUAUUGAGAAGUAUAUGGCGGAAAGACAGAGGAAAGCAGUUGUCGGAACUGCUGAGACGCAGUUUGCCGCUGAAAGCAAAGGAGGAGACCAUGAUUUGAUCKAGGAAGAAACGAAAACCGUACUUUCUAAAAGUUCUUACCCUGGAGCCCAAGAAUCAUCCCUAGGAUCGAACGACCCGGGUGAGAAUCAGAUCACUGUGUUAUUUUCUGCGCCUCUUGUGUUUGCUGAUAGCGAAAAUAAGUUACAUCCGUUUGCCAAACUAGACUUUGGAAUGGAGCGAGAGCUUUUGUGGCAGUGUAUGAAAGAAGCCUCUCGAGACAUCGACAUGAGCUUUGAUAAUGCACAUCAUUUUCGCCUUCUAGCAACUUUGACCAGACGCUGCAGUGUUCUUCACUAUUCAGGUCACGGUCAUCAAUCAUUUUUGCCUUUCGAAGACGGAAUGGGAGGUCCAAAUUGGCUGAGUGUACAGGACAUCAAGGAACUUAUUUUACAGGACGGAGUUGUCCCCUUCAAAUUUGUUUUUGUAUCUGCAUGCCAUUCGGGAUUGGCUGGUGAAACUUUUGCGUCAGCAGGAGUACCCCAUGUUGUUUGUUGCAAGCAGGAAUCCGAACUCAAGGAUACAGCUGCACUCGCGUUCACAAGGUCAUUCUAUUUAGCUCUACUCGUGGGUCACACCGUGAAGGAAUCUUUCGAUCAAGGUUGCAAAGCUGUUCGAGCAACACCUAAUUUAUUGGAUUCAGACGAAGAAAUGAAGAAAUUUGUACUGCUUCCUAAGGAUGGAGACCACAAUAAGCCAGUGUUCCGUGCAAAGUCAAUAAGAGAAUGGCCGAAACAGCCUCGAAGUCAGGGUUCGGUCACUUCUAGAUCAUCUCGUCGACGAGGUAGUCGUGGAAGCCAUGGGAACGUAGGAUUGGCGUUGGGAAUCAAGAGCUCAGAAUUGAGCGUUCGGAAUAUGAUGCAAGAAGAUCCUUCUCCAACCCCCCCACAAUUCUUUUUGGGGAGAGAAAUGGAUUUAUAUUAUGUCCUUUCGGCUCUACUCAAAUUGAACAAACGACUAGUUUCUGUGUUGGGUGAUACCGGUAUCGGUAGAUCGUCACUUGUUUGUGCUCUCUGUCAUUACAUCAAUGAACGAGCAAGUACGAUAUCAGAGAUUCAACAAAUUUAUUUCAUUAAGCCCAAGCAAGGAGAUAGAAAUGUCUUGUGUCGCUCCCUGGUCCGUCAGCUUUUGGAAAAGCUGCAAGAAAAUGGCAAACCUACAGACGAAGACAUAGACACCGAAGCCAUGCUCGAAGUCAUAUGCAAAACACUCAAGAACGACAAAUGUUUGAUUAUUUUUGACCGCACAGAGCUUAUCAAAUCAUCGGAUGUUGAAAGCAUGGAAUUGCCUAAAAUUCUGAGCACUAUUUUGUACAACACAAAGCAGGUCAGGGUCGUCAUCACUGCCCAUGACUCCUUGGGACAACCCGCUAUUGGUGGCCAGGUUGAGCAUUCAUACAGCUUGGGUCCACUCACUUUUUCGAACACCGUCAAACUGUUUGCAAAACUCUGCCCCCAUUUGUAUACACCUGGUGAGCGUGGCAUGCUCGUCAAAGAGCUAGUACAGAACGACGAAGACCAAAUGCAUCUAUUACCCAACGAUCUGAAGCUGAAGAAACGCACUGCUAGUAUUUUGUCAGCCAUCGGAGAUGGGAUCCCAGCUAAGAUCGAAAGGGCUGCGUACAGUAUUUCCCGAGAAGAUCUUAAAAAUCUUGAACUUGCACACAGAAUCUCAGAAAGUCGUACAGAUGAGGACAACCAAGACUAGUGUUCCUGCACGCACUUAACUUACUCCUGUGCUCCGUAGGCUAGGAUUUUCGUACUACAGUGCCCGGAAGAAACAAUUGAAAGAUGAAAUAUCCUAAUCCACUAUUACGA
Pseudo-nitzschia multistriata is the source of this 7885-nucleotide messenger RNA. The record is from the annotation of a GenBank genome assembly. NCBI's taxonomy places the organism in Eukaryota, Bacillariophyta, Bacillariophyceae, Bacillariales, Bacillariaceae.